This is a messenger RNA of Enterobius vermicularis (human pinworm), 936 nucleotides long. The record is from the annotation of a GenBank genome assembly. Lineage: Eukaryota; Metazoa; Nematoda; Chromadorea; Rhabditida; Oxyuridae.
AUGCCAACAUUUGACCCUUCAGAAUUUUCUGAGGAGCAUCAUAUCGUGGUUUUCAACAAGUCCCGUCUAUUUGUCGUGAAUAGUAGCAUUUAUGCGUUGGCGAUUUGCAAAUUUCCAAAGUUUGACCGAAUUCAGUGUCCCACAAAGUGGCAAGAAUAUAAUGGAAAUUGUUAUUUUCGGGAGAAAAAUGUACACUCGCGUGAAUUUGCAAAAACAGUUUGUCAGCAGAAGGGAGCUCAUUUAGUAUCAAUAACUUCGCCUAAAGAAAGGGACUUUUUAUAUGAUUUGGCUCGGAAAUUACCGUUUCACACAGGUCUUACUACUCGGCAUACAGAAGUGCCGGUCUUCCUGACCACUUCUAGGAAUCUUUUUAACUAUGUGAACUCGGUGAAGGUUCUUGAUGAUGCUAAAGGAAAAACCUAUCCCAUACAGUACAAAAAAGAAUUUGCCAGAAUGACUACAAUAACACAUGAAAAUCAGUCUCAUCCACUUUGUGAAUACAGAGUCUACCAUUGUCGCCAUGAUUGGUAUCCAGUUGGAGAAUAUUGCUUUAAAACUGUCAGUAUUUCUAACUCAUUUUGGCUUAAAAAUUACAGAUCUAUAAUUGUCGUAAUUAAAGUGAGAACAGCUUUGUUUUAUGAUGAUGCCGUUAAAACUUGUAUAGCAAAUGGGGCGUUUUUAGCAUCAUUUCAAUCAAACACUGAAGAGGAUAUUGCUAAAGACUUGGUCCCAAGUCGGUAUUAUUGGAUUGGGGCCCAAAUGUACAACGGUAAAUGGGUAUGGCAAGAUGGGAGCGAGUGGCGUUACGGAAAAGUUAAACUGGAAGAUGAUUACCCACAUAAACUUCCUGUGGUAGCAGAUCGUAAGACGAAAUUUUGGAUUGGUAUUUCUCCUAACAGUCGUUUCCCAGCCUUAUGCAAAUAUCAUGGUGCGUAA